AUGAUUCUGGCCAGAUUUCGUCAUCGAGUCGCCCAUAGAAAAAGCCAUGGAGGCUGUUAUACUUGUCGUCAGCGACACGUGAAAUGCGACGAGUCACAACCUGCUUGUCAUCGCUGCUUAUCCAGUGGUCGCUAUUGCCUUGGUUAUAGACCUCGUCCAUCGUCGGAUAGACCACCGCGGAUCAUUUGUCCGCGACCGCUGCCCCAGAGUUGUGCGUUGAGUGAUGCUGAAAGCAAUGCCAUGGACUUCUUCCGCUACGCGACCAUCCAUGAGCUACCCUGCGCCUCAACUUUUCAAAUAGCGUGGGAACCGAUUCUGCUAGAGCUCGCUUCGCGGCAGCCUUGCAUAAAAGGUGCUGUAGUCGCAUUAUCAUCAUUACACCGGUCUGCGACCGAUGGACAAGAUCUUGAGCUGGGUCGUCUUGCGCACAGAGAACAUACCAAGUCUAUGUCAUUGUUGCGUGCCUACAUUGACACUUUGGAUCAUUCGGCGACAGACGACGAUGUAACGAUUGUGCUUGUGGCUUGUUUGCUCUUCUUUGCCUUUGAAGCGUUUGCUGCGCAAGACACGCGUGCUUCAAUUCAUGUGCGAGCUGGCCUACGGCUGAUCGAAGCUCGACGUCACGUCACCAACAUACCCUGUACAUCUUACACGGAGCGUGCAGUGGCCGUUAAGCUGCGAUGCCAAGAUCAAUUCGACAUCUUCAUGCAAAUUUUCAUGCGUCUAAACUCGGACUACGUACUGGUCGGACACGACAAUCCGUACCUCUAUCCCGUCUGCUUGGAUCCAAUACCUGCAGAACUGACCAAUCUGGACGAUGCGAGACUUCGUCUCGAGUUUCUCGAAGCCGAAGCCAUCUCGGUCUUUCGUAACAUACAGAAGCAAGCUCACAAGACUCUACAAGCAGAUACAGACCUCAGACUCCGUAAUAAAGAUGAGAUCGACUGUCUUGUGCGCGCAAGGAUGCGCACAGUAUCAGUAGACGGUGCAACGACUGGAGGUCUCAAAGCAGUCCGCGAAAGUCUUUUGUCAUGGUCGAUCGCAUUCUCCAAAAUUCAUGAUAAAAAGCGGAGCUCUUUGGCACAGAUCUCCGCCGGAAUCACCUUUUCAUGCCUCAAGUUUUGGUUUGAGACAUGGCGAGACCCAGACGCGAUGCUAAUUGACCAAUUCAGACUACAAUUUGAGCAUGCAUUAAAUUUGUGUGUACAGUACAUCGAAGAACAUCUAGCUCGGACUUCGGCCCCCACCAAAAACGAUCAGUCUACCCCUUCCACACCAAGAAGCACCCCUCCUGCCUUCUCGACUGGCUCGAACGUGGUGUUUUGUCUGAUUCUUAUUGUACGCCACUGUCGAACUUCGUCCGUCCGCCAUCGAGGUAUCUCCAUAUUGGAACAGAUAAAUCUGCAAGGUGUCUUCGAUACAGCAUACCUUGCCACCUACUUGCGCACCGUCGUGGAGAUCGAAGAGCAAGACGCUAAACUUCAGACUGGCUACAGUGGCGAUGCCGAAUCGUAUCAGGCACAUGAGAUUCCCGCGACCGCUAGGUUGUUGGAAGCAGUCAUAAUGCCGUCAACGCCACCCUCUGAUCUUCAAACUUACAAGAAAGAGGAGGUUUCAUUCUACACUAUCUGUAACAAGCAGGACUCUGGUGGCGAUGGUUAUCAUCUUGGAAGUCCUAGACUCGUGGCCAGGAAUGUCAAAAGAUGA
Molecule: messenger RNA, 1707 nt
Organism: Aureobasidium namibiae CBS 147.97
Lineage: Eukaryota; Fungi; Ascomycota; Dothideomycetes; Dothideales; Saccotheciaceae
Exons: 3
Coding region: 1-1707 (568 amino acids)
Biological process (GO): regulation of DNA-templated transcription
Molecular function (GO): zinc ion binding; DNA-binding transcription factor activity, RNA polymerase II-specific
Source: RefSeq, a predicted model, not a curated record